UUAUAAAAACCAGCACUCACUCUGGAGGUAAUCUGCAUUUUAGUUAAUACUUAACUACUUGUCAUGGGCAUGAAAUAUUUCAAAUAAAGUAUCAGCUGCUUUACGAUGAGGAGGUUUGAUUAGUCACUAACUUUCUAGUUUAGAAGAAUGCAUCAGGAGAAGAUGCACUAGAUUUAUAUUUUAAAAGAACAUGUCAGUCUCUGCCGUUCUGCCAGCAGCACCCCUCAGUCAGGAGUCAAAAGUGAGAAUUUGACCUUUAAUAAUCUUGCAGGAAUGCGACGUGUCCGGGCGUAUAGAAAAUGUCAAAAAAAGGUUUAAUGUCAAACCUCUUUUUUGCGCAGCCUCGGGCGCUGGGUAGGAUUGGAUAGGGCACACAUAUCCAUCCGCACACGCGAGGUUCUAACAUCGUUGGAUUCUUUUUAAUUGGAAAAGAAAUUUUAAAGCGACAGAAACAAACCGCGAACUGGAGCGAAGUGACGCACAUUGACGGUCCGUCCAGAGCCGCACUUUGCGGCGCAAACCGCCCCGAAACUUUAUUUUUAGACUAAUUGUCUCGGUGUAGGUGCAAGGGGGGGUGGGGGGCAGAUAUCACUGCGCACUGGGAAGUAGAUCCGGCUGGGCAGGUUUGCAAGUUGAGAAGAGAAAAAGUUAGAGAGGGGGACUGCAGAGGCGCACGGUGCCAGAGCCAGGACCACUAGAAGCCUCUGCAAGCGCAACAAAACAGCCAGCACGCCCGAGAAGAAGCGUUUUUCCUCAUUAUUUCUGUUUUCACUGAGAAGCAAGUGUGCAGGGAGGGGGAGGGAAAGCAGGGCUAUGACAUGCGAGUAGAGAACCGUAGAGUUUGUCAGUGUUAACGCAGGCGGAUCCUUGUUUUAUCCCCCCCCAAGAUGAAUAGAGACUUGAAGAGCCUGCGACAGCUCGCCGUGCCCCUGCUCUUCUUCACCCUGUGCGUCGCGGUGCAGCGAUCCGACUCUGCGGCUUGCCAUGGAUGUGUGGGAUCCAAAUGUGACUGCAGUGGAGUGAAAGGAGCCAAGGGUGAACGGGGUUUCCCAGGUCUCACAGGACAGCCAGGAGUCCCAGGGUUCCCUGGACCUGAGGGACCGAUUGGACCCAGAGGAGAGAAGGGAAGUGAUGGACCUCAAGGACCAUCUGGUCCAAAAGGAAUUAGAGGGCCUCCUGGAUUGCCAGGAUUUCCAGGAACACCAGGUCUUCCAGGUCUGCCAGGGCAGGAUGGACCUCCAGGCCCGAGAGGAGUGCCGGGUUGCAACGGGACAAAGGGUGAAAGGGGUUUCCCAGGAGCUUCAGGAAUUCCUGGACAGCAAGGAUUUCCAGGUCCACCUGGUCUACCAGGACCAAAGGGAGACCCAGGUGAUGUGAUCUCCACCAAUCGUUUUGGAGAGAAAGGAGCAGUGGGAUUGCCCGGAUUGCCAGGAGUUCCUGGCACUCCGGGUGCCCCUGGUUUGCAAGGUCCGCUUGGCCCUCCAGGACCCAGAGGUUACGAGGGUCGUCCAGGUCCUCCCGGUCCACCUGGACCUAAGGGAAACAUGGGUUUGAACUUCCAAGGACCCAAAGGAGAGAAGGGUGAACCAGGUUUGCCAGGACCUCCUGGUCCUCCAGGACAGGUGGGAGAACAGAAGAGGCCACCUGAGACUGAGAUUCAGAGAGGAGACAAGGGUGACCCAGGGCUUCCCGGCCCCCCAGGUGAUCCAGGCUAUCCAGGACCUCCUGGUCCCUCAGGUGGCCAGAAAGGAGACAAGGGCGAACCAGGAGAGCCAGGAAAACGAGGCAAACCAGGCAAAGAUGGUGACCCUGGUCCUCCAGGCUUCCCUGGAAUCAAAGGAGAUUCAGGCUUGCCAGGUCCUCCAGGCAGGGAUGGCGAGAGAGGUCAAAAAGGAGAUCGAGGAUACCCAGGCCCACCAGGAGUGGUGAUUGGCGGGCAGACAGAGCGUGUUGGUCCUAAAGGUGAGCCAGGAUACCCUGGCUCACCUGGACUUAAAGGAGAUCGAGGACCACCAGGUUUGACAGGUCCUCCUGGAGCACCAGGACGUCCAGCCAUUGGUGGUAGUGGUACACCUGGACCUCCAGGUUUUCCAGGAGAAAGAGGUCAGAAGGGAGACACUGGUCCUCCAGGGCUUGCUUUGCCAGGUCCCCCAGGACGCUCAGGAUCUCCUGGUUCCCAGGGUCCACCAGGGCCCCCUGGACCUCCAGGCUUUUCCAGUGCAGGACAAAACUGCAUCCCUGGACAGCCUGGACGUCCCGGUGUGCAGGGAGAGAGAGGUUACCCAGGAGAAACAGGCCAAAAAGGUGAGAAGGGCGACACCUGUGUGAACUGCUUUGGUGGCACCAGUUCUCUCCCAGGACCCCCCGGACCUCCUGGACCACCUGGAUUCCCCGGAACUCCUGGGGCCCUAGGUAUCAAAGGAGACAGAGGAUUUCCAGGAACACCUGGCGCUAUUGGUCCCCCUGGUGCUCCUGGUCCUCAAGGUGCUCCAGGAUUCCCUGGAGAGAAGGGUGACCCAGGUGAUGCCAUCACAGUCAGUGGUAUACGGGGAGAGAAGGGUGAUACCGGCUUCCCUGGACCACCUGGUCUGCCUGGUCUCGAUGGUCGACCUGGUCGUGAUGGACAGCCUGGACCUCCUGGAGCCAAAGGAGCUCCUGGCUCCCUGCUGGUGAAAGGAGAACGAGGACCUCCUGGUGAGCCAGGUGUCCCUGGUAUUCCAGGGGACAGGGGUCCCCCAGGUUCCCCUGGCUUUGGACCUCAGGGGCCCGCAGGAGAAAAGGGUGUUCAGGGUGUGUCAGGCAGACCUGGAUCUCCUGGUGCACCUGGUGCUAAGGGUGAACCAGGUCUGACAGUGGCAGAGAAAGGUUUACCAGGACCCAGAGGACUGGAUGGCGAGCCUGGACUGCCCGGUGCACCAGGUAACCCAGGUCAAGCCGGACAGCCUGGUUUCCCUGGUUUACCAGGAGUGAAGGGUGAACCUGGACUCCCAGGCAUCGGACUCCCUGGACCCCCAGGAGCUAAAGGAUUCCCAGGCAUCCCUGGUCAACCUGGAGCUCCUGGAGGACCAGGCAGACCAGGAGUAGAUGGACUCCCCGGCCAGCCUGGACUUUCUGGACCCAAGGGUGAACCUGGCUUUGGACUUCCUGGCCCACCUGGUUUACCAGGAGUACCUGGAGCUAAAGGUUUCUCUGGACCAAAGGGAGAUCCUGGAUUCCCCGGCAGCCCUGGUUCACCAGGACGAUCUGGAUUUGAUGGCGUCCCAGGACCCAAAGGUGAGCCCGGUUCACCUGGUAUCCCUGGAGCUCGUGGCCCACCUGGAUCUCUUUCCCUUGGCUCACUGGGGCCCCCAGGCCCUCCUGGACCUCCAGGCCUAAUGGGACCACCAGGAUUCCCUGGAUCAAAUGGAGAGAAAGGAGACCCCGGCCCUCCAGGUCUAGAUAUCCCAGGUCUGCCUGGAGACAGAGGAAGUCCUGGUUUCCCAGGUUCCCCAGGACCAAUCGGUGUCCCAGGACCUCCUGGAGGACCUGGACGGGAUGGCCUGCCAGGACUGCCAGGUCAGAAAGGAGACAUGGGUCCCAUGGGACCUCCAGGACCUUCUGGAGGACCAGGAUCCCCAGGAGGACCUGGUGCUACUGGACUUAAAGGUGAAUCCGGAUUCCCAGGUAGAGAUGGUGCACCCGGCAGUUCUGGCCCUAAAGGAGAGAGGGGUGACCCAGGUGUCCAGGGACCCCCAGGACCCAGCCUGACGCAAGCUGCCACAAAGGGAGCCAAAGGAGAUCCAGGAUUACCAGGUGGACCAGGACUUCCAGGUCAGAAAGGAAUCCCCGGUGUCCCUGGAGAACCUGGAACGCCAGGAUCAGAUGGUCGCCCUGGACUCCCUGGACCACCAGGUCCAAAGGGAGAUUCUGGCAUCCCAGGAAGUCCAGGUGCCCCUGGAGCUCCAGGACCAAAAGGCGGCAUGGGAGAAAUGGGAUUCCCAGGACCAUCAGGGCAGAAGGGUCUACCAGGUCAGCCAGGGCGGCCAGGAUCCCCUGGACAGCCAGGAGCUUCUGGUUUUCCUGGACCCAAAGGUGAACCAGGUUCUGCUGGAGUCGGACCACCUGGAACACCUGGACCCAAGGGUGAACCAGGACAGCCAGGGUUCCCAGGAAGUCCAGGACUCAAAGGAACUCCAGGAUCACCUGGUCUCCCAGGUUUACCUGGAGGACCAGGUGCUAAAGGUGACCCCGGCCUCCCAGGAUUCCAAGGCCCUCCUGGUAUACCAGGUCCUAAGGGUCUCGAUGGUGGCCCUGGUACCCCAGGCCUCACAGGAGCUCCCGGUAGACCAGGAGAGCCUGGCCGACCAGGAGCACCAGGGUUACCAGGAGAGAAAGGUCAGGCAGGUCGGGAUGGAAUCCCAGGACCGGCUGGAGUCAAAGGAGAGCCAGGGCUUCCUGGUUAUGGUGGCCCUGGUCCUGCUGGGCUUCCAGGGUUACCAGGUGCUAAGGGAGACCCAGGUCUUCCCGGCCCCUCUGGCAGUCCUGGUUUCCCUGGCUCUAAAGGAGACCCUGGCUUCCCUGGUGCCCCUGGUCCCCCGGGGCAAAGCGGCCCACCUGGGCCUCCAGGACUGGCUCUGCAGGGCCCUAAAGGACUCCAAGGUCCUCCUGGACCACCCGGUCGUGCAGGUCCAGCUGGCCCACAGGGUCCCCGUGGACCCCCAGGAAGUGGCGGCGUUAAGGGGGAGAAGGGUAUUCCCGGUGCUCCUGGUCAGCCUGGCUUCCCCGGACAGAAGGGAGAGUUUGGUUCUCCAGGAUUCCCAGGUCCCUCUGGUCUUCCUGGUGCCCCUGGUAUAAAAGGAGACAUCGGUCUGCCUGGUGUUCCUGGAUUCCCUGGACCAAAGGGAGACCAAGGACUCCCCGGUGCCAGUGGUCUUCCUGGGGAUCCUGGAGAUGUCGGAGCUACAGGCCCUCCUGGUGACCCUGGUGUACCUCCAGCUCCUAUCGUGGUGAAGGGAGAACGAGGACCCCCUGGUCCUCCGGGCCAGCCUGGUUCUCGAGGAUCACCUGGCUCUCCUGGACGCGAGGGACUUCCAGGUCAACCUGGUAGCCCUGGAGAUCCUGGUACAGAGGGUCCUCCUGGCUUCAGCGGCCCGCCUGGCAGGAAGGGAGACACUGGACCCGCCGGCCAGUCUGGUCAGCGUGGCUACCCCGGUCCUCCUGGUUCAGACGGUCCACAGGGUCCUCCUGGUCUCCCGGGAACAGCCUCUGCAGCCCAUGGCUUCCUCAUCACCAGACACAGCCAGGGUCAGGACGUGCCCAUCUGUCCUGACAGAACAAACCCCAUCUACGAUGGAUACUCCCUGCUGUACGUGCAGGGCAACGAGCGGGCACAUGGACAGGACCUUGGCACGGCUGGCAGCUGUCUGCGCAGGUUCAGCACCAUGCCUUUCAUGUUCUGCAACAUCAACAACGUCUGCAACUUUGCCUCCCGAAACGACUACUCCUACUGGCUGUCCACCCCCGAGCCCAUGCCCAUGUCCAUGGCCCCCAUCACCGGAGAGAGCAUCAAGCCUUACAUUAGCAGGUGCACAGUGUGUGAAGCUCCAGCCAUGGUGAUUGCAGUCCACAGUCAGACCAUUCAGAUUCCUUCAUGCCCUUCAAACUGGGAAGCUCUGUGGAUAGGAUACUCCUUCAUGAUGCACACGAGCGCGGGUGCAGAGGGCUCCGGUCAGGCCCUGGCCUCCCCUGGCUCCUGCCUGGAGGAGUUCCGCAGCGCUCCCUUCAUAGAGUGCCAUGGCAGGGGGACGUGCAACUACUAUGGCAACUCCUACAGCUUCUGGCUGGCCACUGUGGAACCCUCUGAGAUGUUCAGGAAACCCCAGUCGGAGACUCUCAAGGCGGGUAACCUACGGACGCGCGUCAGCCGUUGCGUGGUCUGCAUGAAGAGUACGUAACAGCACAAGGCAACGCCUAAACCCACCAUUGCCGCAGACGCUCAAUCAACAACGAGAGAUGAUUGGAUGACGGGAGACAAGUAGCGGGGGGGCGGGAGGGGCAGUGGUUGCCAUGGCGGCGAGGUGGAAUUCCAAUGGUGCAUUGUCUUCCGGAGAAAAAAACAAAAAACCAACAAACAAAAAAAACUACAACUUAAACAAUGGUGCUACUGUGCAACACAGCUUAAAAAAAAGAAAAAAAACUGACGUAAAUAAAUCUUACAUUUAGUCUUUUUUCUUAAGAAGUACCUCAAAAUGAAAGCAGAAAAAUAUCCACUAAAUGGUGCCAUGAUGGAUGUGACAACAAAAGUGCAUUUUUCAUUCUUUUCCCUUCUUUCCCAAAAGGAUCAUUGAUCAGUUUCCUUACUCUCUCUCUCCCUUUUUUUAAAUCACUUUUGACGUUGGUGCAACAAAAAUGUGAUACUGUACACCCAUUUCUAGAGACAAGUGCUCUUUUUUUGUUGUUUUGUUUUGUUUUUGGCCUUAUUGAUGAGGACUGGAUGGUUACCAAAUCGGCACUUUGACUUCGGAACAUCCAAGAUGAGAUGCACUGACGAUGAGCUUUCCUUAGUGAGACUGACUGCCUUUUUUUAUCACUAGCUCUUCAUUCACACUCUCUUCAUCUCUUUUUCUGUCAGUUUUUCUGUCAUAUUACGUUACAUUUGGUGGUACUAACCCUGCUAUAGCCCGCCUGCUAACCAAUCAGCCUACACCUUCUUUACUCUUACUUUUUUUUGUAAGUAAUAAAAUGUGUAUAUUGUGUAAAACACCUUUUGUUUUUAGUGUAUUAGGUCUUGAGUCAGUACCAGCUGUUUGUUAUGAGACAAUUUCCAGGUUCUUUUUAGCUCACACACACGCACAUUCACACAAACACAAACACACAAUCUAUUCACUUCAUUGCUUACUGACACACUUCAACUCAGAUAUUGUACAAAGUAAGGCUUUUAUGAAUGAAACAGUAUUUUAUAUAUAAUAAAUAUAUAUUUGAAAAAAGAGGAUUAAAAGGUAUAUAAACUUUAUUUGGCUGUGGGGAGACUGUUCACUGUUUUCAACCACAAAAAGGUCAUGCAUUUCACCGAAAAAUAAAGCUAACUACUGAGCACAGACAGAGCCAUUUUCCCUAAAACAUAACAGUCUUGUAUGAUAUUAACGAAGCCAAUCACUUAAACCUUUUGUAUUCAAUUUGUAGAAUUAAUAAAUGUUGAACUGAAAUAAAGGGGAUUUGCUUUUAGGUAGUCUAAUGAUUGGGGAAUGUUACAGAUAUUUGUGCUGAAAAGGAUUUGAAUUAAAUCUUGGCUCCUUGGUUAGAAAACCGCAAUAUUUGUUUUGUGUACAUUUCCAGGUGCUGGGCUUUGCUGUAAAAAAAAUAAUAAAAGAGGUUCUGGCCUGAGGUUCUGGGUUUUGCACUCAAAACCUUUAAAUCCACUUUCGCUGGCUUGAAUUUUUAUGCAAAAUUGGUUCAAGUAUUCACACACGACCCUGUUGAGACGCAGGUGUCUGAGCAUUGAAAUCAGGUGUAACUGUACCUGAUGUGACGCUUCAGGUGCACAAACUCCUGAUGUACUGUAAAGUCUACAAGAGCUGUUUGGGGGGGAGGGGAUAAAUAUUUUCCUGUGAUUUUAUUGUUAUUUUUAUUUUUUCAAAUCUACUUUUAUGAAUUCUAAUUUUGUCAAACUGGGGUGCGAUUAAAAAAAUGUGUAUUAAUUUUUGUUUUGUUUUUUUUCUUUUUUUGUUUUGUUUUCAUGUUAUGUUAUCCAGAAGUUGUUAUAAACUUUUACGACUGAAAUAAAUACUAUGUCCAAAG
Molecule: messenger RNA, 7776 nt
Organism: Lates calcarifer (barramundi perch)
Lineage: Eukaryota; Metazoa; Chordata; Actinopteri; Centropomidae
Gene: col4a5
Product: collagen, type IV, alpha 5 (Alport syndrome)
Exons: 49
Coding region: 888-5933 (1681 amino acids)
Cellular component (GO): collagen trimer; basement membrane
Molecular function (GO): extracellular matrix structural constituent
Source: RefSeq, a predicted model, not a curated record